GCCGGAUCCGGCACCCACGGCGUCAAAGCAAGAGCCAGUCAUUCGAUUUCAUCAGCACCCGGUUAGCUUCCGAUCACACAUUAUAUACCUUCCUCUUCCUUCCUUCCUUUCUUCCUGCUUUCUACUGCAAGGAUGUCCCAGACCUCAACAACGAGGGCCCCAAUACACACGGCAGAGGUCGCGGAAGUACCUAAUACCAAUCAUAAUAUCACGCAACCAAAAGAACCUCAACUAACAGACCAGACCAGAUUACUUCCUCCGCGUCAAAUAAUUGUUGUCAUGUUCGCUCUCUCCCUAUGUAACCUUGUCACAACUCUAGACCAAGUCGUCGUCUCCGCCUCUCUUUCCACCGUCGCCGCCGCGUUCAACGCUGGUUCAGUCUCAGCCUGGAUUCCUGCUGCGUAUUUGAUGACAUCGACUGCCUUCCAGCCUUUAUACGGUCGUCUUUCUGAUAUCUUCGGUCGAAAGGCUGCUAUUAUAUUGGCGAUGGGGAUAUAUAUUCUUGGUAAUCUGGUUGCAGGGUUUUCGAAAUCUAUCAUCCAGCUGAUAGUGUUCCGUGCGAUUGCUGGUGUUGGAGAUGGAGGCGCAACAAGUAUGGUUCAGAUAGUGGUUUCUGAUGUUGUUUCAUUGCGAGAUCGAGGAAAGUUCAUAGGAUAUGCUGGAGCAGUGACUGCUGCUGGGUAUACAAUCGGUCCUAUCAUCGGUGGUGCUCUUGCUCAGCAUGUUAGCUGGCGUUGGACCUUCUGGAUCACUCUCCCAGUAGCAUUGUUUGCAAGCAUAGCUAUAUUAAUUCUAUUACCUCUGAAGCCUGUACAAGGAGAUAUGCGCAGCAAAUUACUCAUGAUUGACUACGUCGGCGUAUUCCUGACUCUUGCGGCCUGUACGAUGAUCAUGCUUCCUUUAGUCUGGGGUGGAGUCACCUUCCCUUGGAAGUCAGCAAUUGUCCUGGGGCCUUUAAUCGCCGGAAUAGUCGCAGUUGGUAUUUUCUGCUUAUGGGAAUCAAGAGUGGCGAGGCUCCCGCUCGUUCCGAUGUAUAUCUUCAGACACAUGACAGUCGUCGGUGUAUACAUCUGCAUGUUUGUCAACGGAUUCGUGUUUUUCUCAAUGCUCUUCUACCUCCCCCAAUUCUUUCAAGUCAUCUUGGGUUAUUCAUCCACUCGUUCCGGUACAUUCAUCAUCCCGUUACUUGUAACUGUGGUUUCAUCUGCAGUAGGCUCUGGAAUUUGGAUCAGUCGGACAGGAAAAUAUCGAUCAAUGAUUUAUCUUGGCUUUGCGACAUUUGCUAUCGCGUGUGGUUGCAUGACCAUAUUUACCGCGGAGACAAGUAGAGUGGUCAUGGUAGUUCUUAUGGUUAUUGCAGGUCUUGGUAUAGGAGCGACAAUGCAAACAACGACGGUCGCUGCUCAGGCUAGUGUUGAGAGGAAGGACAUGGCAGUGGUUUCUGCAGUGAGGAAUUUCCUGAGGAUGCUCGGUGGUGCUCUCGCUCUCCCAUCUUCCGCUGCUCUAUUAAACAAUGCCAUGCGUGUGUCUAUGAACACCCUCUCCCUCCCUCCCUCUACAAUAUCCUCCAUAAUCAACAACCCGUCUCUACUCCUACAACCCUCCGAUCUCUCCAAAUUCGGACUCACAUCCUCUCAAGCUGAUCAUAUUCUCGUCCAAGGCUACAACAAAGGAUUUAAAGACGUCUUCAUUCUGAACACUGCGUUGACCGUCCUUGCGUUUGUAGCUAGUGUCGUGAUGAUUGGACAUAAGGAGCUUUUGAGAGGCGACGAGGAAGCCUUGAAGCAGGAGGCGAAGGCGGCGUUGAUGUUGGAGAAGGCACCGGGUAUAGGACAAGGGCGAAUUCCUGAGAUGGAUGAGGAUCAUGGUCUACGUGGGGAUGUUGAGAUGGGGUCGGUGUCUUCACCGGAGAGAUGAUGAUUACAUACACUGGCACAGAUUAUUUAGAAGUGACAAGGUGUUUAGAUCGACAUAUAUAUAAUAUCCGCAGAUUUCACCAGUCAUUUCCUCAAUUGGCUUAGGAUGAUGAUACGGACCUCGCCCUAUAGACUCGGGUCACUACUGGCUUGCACAAACCCAGUGCUCCCUGAC
This is a messenger RNA of Lentinula edodes (shiitake mushroom), 2091 nucleotides long. Its product is annotated as major facilitator superfamily domain-containing protein. The coding region runs from base 133 to 1917 and encodes 594 amino acids. Gene Ontology annotation, biological process: transmembrane transport. Lineage: Eukaryota; Fungi; Basidiomycota; Agaricomycetes; Agaricales; Omphalotaceae. Gene Ontology annotation, molecular function: transmembrane transporter activity. The transcript is spliced from 13 exons. The record is from RefSeq and is a predicted model, not a curated record.